Messenger RNA from Stylonychia lemnae, 1356 nucleotides. Lineage: Eukaryota; Ciliophora; Spirotrichea; Sporadotrichida; Oxytrichidae. The record is from the annotation of a GenBank genome assembly.
AUGUUGAAAGUAGCUAAAAAACUUUCCAGAGCCUCAGCAUGCAAUGACGGUUUAACCUCAAAAUUUUGCCUUGUCCUAGGUCUCCAGUGGGGUAGAGAAGGAAAAAGAAAAUUACUAAACAAACUUUGUGUUGAUUAUGACUAUUCAUGCCGCUUUAAUGGUGGUACUCUCAGUGAACCAAACAUUCUUCCUAAUGGUGAUGCAAUGAAGAUAUUGCCUGUUGGAAUUUAGCAUAGUAUUAAGUGUAAGAGCAUUCUAGGUAACGGAGUCAUCAUUGAUGCUAAGCAUCUUUUACAUGAUAUUUAUGCACUUGAGAACAAUGGAAUUGAUUACAAAGAGAGGCUUUAUAUUUCAAAUAGAGCUCAUAUUGAAACUGCAUUUCACAAGAAGAUUGCUAAAAGACUUAGAGAAUUGAGAAAUGAUACAAUUUGGAUUAAUGGGGAAGAUGUGAGCAUGGCUUUCAAGCCUAUGAAAAUGGGAUUAAGAGUUGCGAACCUUGUUGAGCCCUGGCAACUAUUUGAGUAAAAAUACUAAAGAGUCCAAAGCACUUUCUCUGAACUCUUUAAAGUUGAAUUUACCAAUGAAGAAAUGUAAGAAGAUCUUGAUUAACUCAGAGAACUUUAAGAGGUCUUAAUAAAGUAUAAGAUGGUGACUGACACAGUAGUGCUUCUAAAUCAAAAGAUUAAUGACGGAAAGAGAAUUUUAGUAGAAGAUUGCAGUACCAGUCUUAUGGAUGUUGAUUUUGGAAUCUAUCCAUACACUGACAGCUUCAACACUACGACUGGUGCAGUUUGUACAGGUCUUGGAGUGCCAGAAGAAGCAAUAGAAACUACUAUUGGAGUUAUGUCAGUUGCAUCUAUCAUUAGGAAAGCAUUCCUGAAUAGAAUUUAAACAUUCCCUUCUUAAGUGCAAUCAACAGAUCCAGCUUAUGAAUCAAUGAAAAAGAAAUUGAAUGAAGAAUACGAUAUAACUAGUGAUACAUUUGACUUUGGUUGGUUAGAUCUUAAUCCAAUCAGGCAUGCUCAUAUGUUAAAUCAGCUUUCCUCUAUAUACUUAACGGGAGUCGAUAUUUUAGAUGAACUAGAUGAAAUUAAGAUUUGCAAACAGUAUAAGAUUGAAGAGUCCCUGGUUGAAGGAAUUCAUCCAACUUUGAUCGAUGAUUUUGCAAAGCUCUCUCCAGUUUACAAAUCAAUGAAGGGCUGGAAACAAAAGACUAGUGAAAUUGAAAAAUUCGAUGAUUUACCAGUGAAUUGUCAAAGCAUGAUAAAGGAAAUAGAAAAAGGGGCAAAAGUGCAAAUAAGCUAUGUAAGUGUCAAUAAUGAAGAAGAUGAGGGUUUGUUGAGAAUCAUAAGAUGA